Messenger RNA from Cryptomeria japonica (Japanese cedar), 2042 nucleotides. Its product is annotated as S-adenosylmethionine decarboxylase proenzyme. Gene Ontology annotation, molecular function: adenosylmethionine decarboxylase activity. The transcript is spliced from 3 exons. Gene Ontology annotation, biological process: spermine biosynthetic process; spermidine biosynthetic process. Gene Ontology annotation, cellular component: cytosol. Lineage: Eukaryota; Viridiplantae; Streptophyta; Pinopsida; Cupressales; Cupressaceae. The record is from RefSeq and is a predicted model, not a curated record. Bases 545 to 1747 code for a protein of 400 amino acids.
GUUUUUUUAUUUCCGUUUUUCUUUUUCGUGAGUUUUUCUUCAAUCGAGUUUCAUUUCUUCUGAGAUUCUUCCCGGCGGCGUGUAUUGGCCGCGGCGUUUGCUGAUAUUGUUUUGCAGUGUUUAAAAAACAGAGGCUGAAUGUUGUGAUGGAUUCCGAGUUUUGUAAGGAGUCUAGUAGUAAUUAUCCCCAAUACGAAACCCCUUUAGGCUACAAGAUUGAAGACGUUCGACCUCACGGUGGUAUUGACAUCUUCCGCUCUGCUGCUUACUCAAACUGCGUUCGAAAGCCAUCCUGAUAUUUCUAUUGCAGUUGCUGUACUGUAGAAGUAGAUUAGUUUGUUAAUUUAAUAAUUCUGUAUGCUUGGAGCUGGUCUGUGGCUCUCCUGCACGGCUGGCAGAUAAGCUCCUCAGUUCUGUGGACUGGCAAUUUCUCCCCCAACGCUUUGAUAAGUUUCCGCUACAAUAUAACACUCAUUUCAGUGAAACCCCACCUUUCUCUUCCCUGCAAAGGCAUUAAUAACAGAAGUUUUUUAAAUAGUUCACGAUGGUUGUGUCUUGUGGACAAUACGUUACUCCUACAAUGUAUGCCAUUGGAUUUGAAGGAUUCGAAAAGAGACUUGAGAUUGAAUUUUUUGCAACACCAUUCUUUGCUGAUCCUGGGGGCAGGGGUCUGAGAGCCCUCACUCGUCCUCAACUAGAUGAAAUUCUGAAACCGGCUGAAUGCACCAUUGUAUCUGAGCUGUCAAAUGAGCAUCUUGAUUCAUAUGUUCUCUCAGAAUCGAGUAUGUUUAUCUAUCCAUUCAAGAUAGCCCUGAAGACUUGUGGAACCUCAAAGCUUCUACUUUCAAUUCCUAAGAUCUUGAGCAAUGCAAGUGGUUUGUCACUCUCUGUAAAGGCUGUGAAGUAUACUAGAGGGACAUUUUUCUUUAAUGGAGCACAAUCUUUUCCUCAUCGCAGCUUUGCCGAGGAAAUAUCAUAUUUGGAGAAGUAUUUUGGAAUGCUUGGUUCUGGUGGAAAAGCAUAUGUAAUGGGAGAUCCAGAUAAGAAUUACAAAUGGCAUGUUUAUUCUGCUUGUGCAGAUGAUGGUGCUUCUAAUGAAAGCUCCGACCCUGUAUUUACACUGGAGAUGUGCAUGACAGAGCUGGAUCGUGAGCGCGCUUCACUAUUUAACAAGAGCAAUAUUAAAUCAGCAGGUGAAAUGACUCUCAAUUCAGGGAUUCGUGAUAUUCUACCUGGCUCUGACAUUUGUGACUUUGAGUUUGAUCCCUGUGGAUACUCCAUGAAUGCAAUUGAAAGGGAUGCUGUUUCUACAAUUCAUGUAACCCCUGAGGAUGGGUUUAGUUAUGCGAGCUUUGAAGCAGUGGGUUAUGGUCCCCAAGAUGUUGAACUCAAGCAACUGGUUGAGAGGGUUUUAUUCUGUUUCAAGCCAGAGGUAUUCUCCAUUGCUCUUCACGUUAGUGCUCCUGUUGGGCAAUCAUCGUGGACUGUAUUUGAUAAGCCUCCUCAGGGGUAUUUUUGUGACAUGACAAGUGGAGUAGAGCUUACAGGAAGCAGCAACAUGGUGUAUAUGACUUACAGGAGCAGUGCUAAGGAAUCUCACAGGACUACCUUGCCUUUGCUUGCCUGGGAAGAGGAAAGUUUGUUCACGAGUGAAAAGAAGCAAAAUUGGGACGCAUCUGAACCAUCUCCCAAAACUACUUUAUCCCUGCAUUCCUGGGAAGAGGAAAGUGAUGGAAGUGACGGCUGAAGAUUUGCGUUGCAAUACUAUUGAAUGAGCAAAUAUGGGAUCUCAAUGGAUUAACUUUUGAUAUGGCAUGUACAAUUGGCAAACAUUUUCUUCGUAGGUUUAGAUUGAAAAUAAGUAGUAGUGGAUCAGCAUGUUGUUCUAUAGUGCAGUUUAUGGUUCGCUGUGUUGGGGGAGGGUCCUAGCGUAGGUCUAUGUUUUAUGUUAAAGGUCAUAUGGUACGUUUGAUAGAUGAUCAUUUCUUCUGUUGUAGAUUGAUGUGAUUUUCACUUUUGAAUAAAUACAAAGUUUUAGUGCA